Psilocybe cubensis is the source of this 729-nucleotide messenger RNA. RefSeq lists its product as uncharacterized. The transcript has 9 exons. Bases 1 to 729 code for a protein of 242 amino acids. Lineage: Eukaryota; Fungi; Basidiomycota; Agaricomycetes; Agaricales; Agrocybaceae. The record is from RefSeq and is a predicted model, not a curated record.
AUGUCGUCCAACUCGAAACCAGAGGUUUCUCCUCUCGCACCUCCUCAACCCGCUCGGCCCAACAACACCAACCUCGCUCAUCUCAAUCCUCUUCCACCCUCUGUGUUCACCUUGCCACAAACAGCUCAACUUGAGGCUCUGUACACAAUCAUCAGGGACAAGGAGACCUCUCGAGGAGACUUUCUUUUCUAUUCGGAUAGAAUCAUUCGACUGCUUGUUGAGGAGGGUUUGAACCAUCUACCUGUCGUGGCACGAACGGUGGAAACGCCCACUGGUGCCGUCUAUAAUGGUGUCGGUUUCGAAGGCAAGAUUUGUGGAGUGUCAAUCUUGCGUGCUGGGGAGGCGAUGGAGGCUGGUCUGCGGGAGGUAUGCAGGAGUGUCAGAAUCGGCAAGAUCUUGAUCCAACGUGAUGAGGAGACUACACUUCCAAAGCUUUUCUACUCGAAGUUUCCUCAAGAUAUUGCGUCGCGUUAUGUGCUGUUACUCGAUCCUAUGCUGGCAACGGGAGGCUCAGCCAUGAAAGCCGUGGAGGUAUUGAUGGAGCACGGCGUGCCCGAGGAACGGAUCAUCUUCAUCAACCUGAUUGCUGCACCCGAGGGACUAACUACGUUCUGUUCUCGAUUCCCAUCGUUGAAAGUGAUUACAGGAUGGAUUGAUCAGGGUCUCAAUGAUAAAGCUUAUAUUAUUCCUGGACUGGGAGACUUCGGUGAACGCAGAUACUGCACAUAA